AGUAAACCCUACAUUCCAUAAAGUUUUACUUUGGCAUCUUGUCUGACAUGUGAAUGAAUUAAUAGCAUUUCUCACAAAUACCACUGAGGUGCUUAUAAGCGCAUUUUACACACUGGAAAUUCACUGUACCCAGAAGAUACCCAACCCAGAGCGCUUCGGGACUGAGUGUAUUCGCAGUACAGGAUUAACUGAAAAUGAUUUGGAUGCACGCUGUCAUUGUGUUCCUGUGUCUUUGUCCAAUCCGCGCUGCGUUUGGGCAGGACUGUCCCAGCAGGCAGGACAUGCAGAGCUCCCUAAAGCAGGUCCAGAAGCUGCUGUCGACCCACGAGGCUGCAUACCUUCAGAGCCUCCGCACCCUGAGGAAGAAACUCAACUUGCUACAGAACACAGCCACCAAACAGACUGGCAAAGUAAACAAUGAUACCUGUCUAAAGCUGGACACGCCUGCCAACAGCAGGAAGUUGGGAAAAGCGCAGACCCCAGGUCACGAGGUUCACUUUCUGUGUGAUGCGGGUUAUGAGUUGGUGGGAGCAGAGAGCAGGAUGUGUCUGGAGAGCCUCACCUGGAGCGGCCAGCAGCCCACCUGCCGCAACAUAAAUGAGUGUGCCUCGUCUCCCUGUCUGAACGGGGGGACGUGUGUGGACGAGAUGAACCAGUUCUCCUGCACGUGUACCAAAGGCUGGGCCGGAGCCACCUGCCAGAGCCCUGUGCCAACAUUCUUUGUCACCAUGACGAACACCUCGUCUGCCACCUCCUCUGCGGCUGCUGCCAUCUCUCCCCCGGCUGUGACUGUUGGUCCGUUUGUCCGUCCGUCUCGCUGUACGCAGGUCCAGGGCACUACCCACUGCACCUGUGACCCCGGAUACACCAUCUCUGGGCGUGACAGCACCACUUGCACAGACGUUGAUGAGUGUGAGUUGUUCCACAUGGGUCAGGCUGGCCGGCUGUGUUUACAUGCCUGUGUUAACACCCCUGGAGGCUACCGCUGUACCUGUCCUGCUGGAUACAAUGUCACCCGCGACGGACGCAACUGCAAAGACAUAGAUGAGUGUGCCACCAGACUGAAUAACUGCACCCGGGAGCAGAUGUGUAUAAACACCUACGGAGGGUUCCAGUGUGUACGUGUGGACUGCCCCCGCAUACGAAACUCCACCUACAGCAAAACCUCACCCCUGCGUUGCGAGCGUAACCCCUGCUCUGUGGACAACAAGGUGUGCUCUCAGGCCCCUAACUCCAUCUCCCACCACUACCUGUCUGUCGUAUCCAACCUGUCAGCACCACGCACCAUGUUCCGUGUGUCGGCCCUCCGCCUCAUGGGCGACACGCUGCGUUUCUCCCUGCUGGGCCGCGGGCAGGCCCGACGCCACUUCACGGUGCAGCGGUCAGACCGACAGACAGGCCAGCUGGUGCUGGGGAGCCCGGUGCAAGGCCCUGCUACACUGGAGGCAGAGGUGGAGAUGACCGAGCUGGAGAAAGGGGUCCAGCUGGGGCGGUACAUCACCAAGAUCACCAUGUUCAUCUCCCAGUAUGAGUUCUAGAGAGGGAGAGAGUAAGGUAGGGAUUUAGAGGGUGGAAUGAAGAGAGGGAGGAGGGAGUACUGUGGUAAGAGUUUUUGAGUGUGGCAGUGGAUAGGGCUGGGAGGCUGGGAGGGGUGAGGCACUAAGUCCUAAGGAACAAAGAAGGACUAAAAGGAGAGGGAAGUUUAGUCGAGACAUACAGGUAUGGCAGUAACGGAUGCAUUUGGUCGAGUUGUAUCAAUUAUAAUGACAGAAAGGGAAUGUUUCAGGUAAGGUUUAGGGGGGUGAGAAAUUAGGGAGGGUCAGAGACAUGAAAACGAGAAAAUGGCCACUUGUGGUGGAGAUGGAAUGUUUCCUCACUGAAGCUGAGAGAGUGAGAGAGAGCUGGGUAUGUAAAUACGAGCUGAAGUCCUUAACUGGUUAAUUGUUUUACAUCCAACAUAUGACAAAAUGACAAUCAAUAUCUGUAAGAUGAGAAGACAUGACGCUACACAUUGACAAUCCUAUAUUUCCUGGUCUUGUGUUCAACUUGUUUUGAUAUAUUUAUUUUGAAGGUGUUGUAAACCCCUGUUUGUGAACUGCUUUUUAUUUAUCUGAGAAAGCACUAUUAAACAUUUAUU
Molecule: messenger RNA, 2137 nt
Organism: Oncorhynchus keta (chum salmon)
Lineage: Eukaryota; Metazoa; Chordata; Actinopteri; Salmoniformes; Salmonidae
Product: fibulin-7
Exons: 8
Coding region: 195-1538 (447 amino acids)
Molecular function (GO): calcium ion binding
Source: RefSeq, a predicted model, not a curated record